CAUGCAUUCCUAAUCGAUAUACUUUAGAUCUUCCUAUAAAAUUUAGAUAUUUAUUUGAAAAAUUUUAUAGUGAUCAAAAAAGAUGGCAAUACGAUGAUUUUGGACAAAUAAAUAAUGAUGAUAGAGAACUGACCUUCUAUAUUUUCAUGCGGGAUAUUUGCAAGCAUAUAUUUUCUUUGUGGGAUGAAGAUAUUAAAGAAAGUCAUUGUUUAGAAGGCACAUGGAAUCGAUUGGUUUUGGAUUCUAUACUAAAUAGCAUUACGCAUAAAUUGGGUGAAAACUGUUUUCGUGAAUCAAGUUCGCUUGCCUCUGCAUUUAGAAAAGUAUCUUAUGCAAGAAAACCAGAUUUUUGGUUUCUUAUAGAAGUUGCUGGGACUAUCCAGGAAAUUUUAUUUGAAGAAACUUCCGGUGGUCCCUUUGUAAUUGAUACUGAUAAAUUUCAUACUGAUCGAUACAAACUUUUCCGAUUUGGACAUGACUCUAAAAUAAUGAUGGAAACAAAGCUUAUUUCAGAAAAUGCUAAAUAUUUAUCAGUAGUCAAUUAUAAUAAAUUUCAAAGAUGGUUAUGCAACAUAAAUUUAUUUCUUAUUCAAGCAUACAGUACAAAGCUUAGAGUUUUCAUUAUGGAUCAGCAAGGACACCCAUUAUGCAGAGUUCGUGAGCUUAUAGAUGACGAGACUGGAGCUAGAAGAAUCG
This is a messenger RNA of Dentiscutata erythropus, 696 nucleotides long. The record is from the annotation of a GenBank genome assembly. Lineage: Eukaryota; Fungi; Glomeromycota; Glomeromycetes; Diversisporales; Gigasporaceae.